Messenger RNA from Condylostylus longicornis, 851 nucleotides. RefSeq lists its product as uncharacterized. Lineage: Eukaryota; Metazoa; Arthropoda; Insecta; Diptera; Dolichopodidae. Gene Ontology annotation, molecular function: nucleic acid binding. Gene Ontology annotation, biological process: tRNA splicing, via endonucleolytic cleavage and ligation. The transcript is spliced from 4 exons. The record is from RefSeq and is a predicted model, not a curated record. Bases 126 to 509 code for a protein of 127 amino acids.
GAUAUGUCAAAUUUGCAUCUUGUUAUUGUUUACAAGUACAAAUUUUGUAACUUUAUUUUAAAUUUUUAAAUUUUUAAAAAUGCUUUCAUAAUAGAAAGUAAUAAUUUUUGCUAUUAAGAAACCUAAUGGAAGCAAUAGAAUUGUUAAGAGAAUUCAAUGGUCUGGGAUGCGGUGACGAAAAGAAAUGUGCUAUAGCAUAUAGACUGUUUGUUAAUCUAAAGGAAGUUUGCAAGUAUGAAAAUAUUGAAAGAAUAUACGAUGCAAAUUUUGAUGAAAUUUACUUUUCUGUUCCGGUAGGAAAUAAAUGGGAAAUUUACUUACCGAUUUCAAGUUUCGAUACCAUUGAUUUGUUAAAAAUCGAAAAAUUACAAGAAACAUUUUGUAAUGAUGAUACAAAAAGUUUCAUUUUAGGAAUUUGUGACCCUGAUUCUACUGUAUUGUAUUACAAAUUAACAAAUAAAUGGAUAGAUAAAGAAGAGAAAAAGGCUGAGGAAACAGUCGCGGACUAGAUAUUUUGUAAAAAAAAUAUAGUAAAAUAUAUAAGAUUAGGAGAAAAUUAUCUACGUACUUUUGAUCUUAUAAAAUUAAGGUUCAAUAUUAUAAUUAUUAUAGUAUUACAAAACAGAUAAAAAUCAUUUUUUAAUUACGGCCACAGGAAAUUAAUCUCAAAAGAAAAAUCAUGAUUGUAAAUCUUUGUAACAUACUAAUAAAUAUUGCAAAAUACUAAUUUUCUAAUACAAAAUUCCAUCAUUAUAAAAAUUUGUAAUUUUGCACAUAAAAUAAUUAUAACAAAAAAUUUUAGGUCAAAAUUUUAAUUUUAUAAAUCGUUACUAAUAAAAACAAUUAACUAA